Molecule: messenger RNA, 4052 nt
Organism: Archocentrus centrarchus (flier cichlid)
Lineage: Eukaryota; Metazoa; Chordata; Actinopteri; Cichliformes; Cichlidae
Product: tumor necrosis factor alpha-induced protein 2-like
Exons: 15
Coding region: 150-2330 (726 amino acids)
Biological process (GO): exocyst localization; exocytosis
Cellular component (GO): exocyst
Molecular function (GO): SNARE binding
Source: RefSeq, a predicted model, not a curated record
AGCGAAAGUCUAAAGGAGUGAAGUACCUGAUUAGCCGUCCGGAGGGUUUUAUUUCUGUUUUAUUGGACGGUGUAGCAGUGAAGCGUAAACAGGAAGGCGGGACAGACAAAGCAGGCCAAGAAACGCAGCUGGACGGUUAAUGAAAUGAGAUGUCACAAAUGAUGGACACUUCCACUGAGGGCCCCAGCAAGGAUGCCAAGAGCAACGGGUCCAUCAAGAGCGAUGAGAAGAUGACUACUGACGGUGGCACGAAUGGGGGCUUUAUGCAGAAGCUCAGAAAGAGCUUCCGGCGUGUAAAAGGGAUGAGUCUUCUGUCUAGAGACAAGGGUUCAAAGGUCACGCCCCAGUCAGACACAGCGGCAAAUGAGUCCGUUUCUGUGGCUUCACCACCACCUCCGUCACCCAGUCUAAGUGCCAACUCUCCAACCGACUCUCUGAGGAACAUCGAGAAAAAAGAGGACGAUCAAAACGUGUCCACGUUGGGUCAAUCUUUGAGGAGAGUGAGACAAUCCUUUCGUCAGAGCAUGAGAAUCUAUCCUAAAAAGAAUAACAGCAUGGAUAUGUCCAUCUCUGAAGACCCAGAGGACAGAGUGAAUCCUACUUUUGAGGAAUACCUUGAAAGACAAUGCUUUUGUGAGGCCACUCAACUGCUGAUAGACAGGGAGAAACAUCUGUUCGGGGAGGUAACCGAGGCUGAUGUACUUGAAGCUCAGAAGGAAGAAGUAGAAAAGCUCGCUGCAGACCACGAAGCCCUUGAAAAGCAUGUACAGCAGACUCUGGGGCAGAGUCUCUCUGAAGACAUCAACAGUGAGGAAGGGGUGUCUGCUCUGAUGUCUGCCGUGAAGGCCAUCACCCUUGAGGAAGAGCAGGACCAGCUGUGGAAACAAAGAUGCCAAACUCCACCAACCUGGAGACCCAAGAAGUGGAAGGAGCACCAUGACUCAAUGCUUCGUGAAUUAGUCAAUUAUCGUAUGGAUAACCCAUCGAUCCUCGUUGGUGACCAGGUGAAACAGUCAUCUGUCCAGAAAGACAUCAGCUCCAUGGGCAGGCAGCUGAAAGACGACCUGCUGUUGGUGGUGACAGUGGUGAAGAUCUGCUACCCACCAGAGAUGGACAUCUGUAAUUUUUAUGCAAGACUCUACCACCAAACUUUCAGUUCCAGACUCAGAAAGCUUGCAGACAAGGACCACACUUUGCUCCUGCAAUGGGUGAAUGACUUUUAUCCAGGAAUCCUUCAAGAACCUGAGCUGGCCAAUAACAUCAAUACUGACGCGCUAGGAAAGCUGCUUCCUGAUGAUUUACUGGAACCUCUGGAGGAGCAGUACCUCAGCAAACAACAAAGUGACCUGAUGAUUUUUAUUGACCGAGCACUGGAUGUUGCAAAGGAAGAGUGGGAUCAAGGAAAGGAGCCAACAAGAGACGAUGGUUGCUGCAUCAGUCCUGUGGCCUGCGAUGUCAUCCAGUUUAUCAACGGUAAGGUGACAUCAGCACAGAAAAUUGUAGGAGACCAGGACAAGGCCCAGAAAAUAAUACCCCACCUGACAGACUUCAUGCAGAGUUACAAAGAUUUUCACGAGGAUACCAUCAAGCAAAACAGACCGCACAGCAAAGCGCUCAUAAAGGCAAACCUCGGCUGUGUCAAACAGUUCAGGGACUUCUUCACAACAGAGAGCGACCUGUUCCCAGAGGAUGUUCGGGAAAGCUAUUUGCAGGUUCUGACUGAGAUGAAACAGUCUGCCCACACUUAUUUAUUAAACCCUGUUCACAAGGUCCUCAAGCCUCACUACCAGAAGCUGGGAACCAGUGAAUGGCUGAAGAACAACGCAUUGUUUGAGAAGCUGCUGCUUACCCUCGAUGAAGAGCUUCAACAACUUCAGGGUUCGACUCAAUCCUGUCACCAGGAGCUGAUUGGUCAGCUUCAUCAGAAAGUGACAGAAGAAUAUGUCCAGAAGCUCCUGAGAGGAGAGGUCAAACUGAAGGACAGUGAUCGACAGCAGAAGGCUUACAUGACAGUGAACGAAAACGCAGAGAGAUUGCACGAGCUGUUUACCAGAAUGGGAUCGAAGCAAGAGUGGUUAAAGGAAAUCCUGACCAAGAUAGCAGAAGUGCUAAAACUCCAAGAUAUCCCUGCCAUACAGAUGCAAAUAGUUUCACUGGGCUCUGCCUAUCCUGACCUCAGUGAAAAACACAUUUUGGCUCUGCUCAAACUCAAGACAACCCUCACCAAAGCCGACAAGAAAACCAUCAAAACCACCGUGUUGGAUAUCCUGAACGAAAGCCGUGCUGAUGCUGAAACCCGGAUGUUUUUCUCCAACGUUGAAGUGAGAUGAGCCGUAUGUUUUCUUUUCAGUUUAUCACUGGCUGAGAGUGGGGUUGCACAGCAUCGUGUAUUAUAUUGUGUGUUAGAUGAGCUGAAUACUUGUGCUUUCAGUUUAUGUCUAUAAAGAUGUACAAACAGUCUUCAGCCUCUCUGUAUUUCUGUGAGAUUUGUUGUAUUGCAGUAUCUUUGUGUGAUGCUACAAUAUGUUAGAAUUUAAUUCCUCCAUAUUUUGUGAUGUGUUAGAUUUAUCACAUAAAACAUGAUAAUGAAACAUGAUUAAAGAUUUCUUGGGCUUGAGAAACUCUCAGGUUGCUUUUUGCAGUAUGCUUUGGAUCAUUAUUCAUUUACACUGUGAAGUGCUGUCACAUCAGUUUUGUAGCGUUUGGCUGAGUCUGUGAGUACAGCCCUGUACGCUUCGCAGUUCAUGCUGCUGCUUCUAUAAGCGGUCACAUCAUUAAUAAACAGUAGGGCCCGGUUCCACUGGCAGCCAUACAUACCCAUACCAUAACAGUGACUCAGCCAUGUUUGACAGAUAAUGUGGCGUGCUUCAGAUCACGAGCUGUUUCUCUCCUUCCUUCUUCUGGCAAAGUCUAAUCUGACCUUCUUGUUCUUGAGUGUAACCAGUGGUUUGCACCUUGCUGUAAACCCUCUGCAUUUACAUUCAUGAAGGCGUCUCCUGAGCGUAUCCGUCAGGUGUCAAAAAACCAUAAAAAAAAAAAAUCAUUGUUCAAUCAUGGAGGUGACUGUGUAGCACAGGUAGCCUCCAUUUAAACAAACUGCUUAAAUUUGAUUGAACUUACCCAUUUAAAUCAUUAUUUAAUGCAGGUUAAAACAGAGUCAAACAGAACAUGAGCAUUACCUACAAUAUUAUAACUCAAUGUGCAUUUAAACACCAGAGAAGACAUUUAAAGUUUUGGCCACAUUUAGUGACAUCUGCCUACAAUUUCCAAGUUGUUUCUGUGGUAACAAAAUGCAAAUAAAGUUAAGAAGCGCCAUGGAAAUCCAUGGACUUCAGGCACCACAGUACCAUCAACAAAAUUAAGGAAGUACCUGGUUAAGUUAACACUCCCUAUGAACAUUUAAAAUAUUAGUACAGAAAUGAAAGAGCAAUGAUGUGAAUGAAAUGUACAGUGGCAUUUAUAACCACGCCUGGAAGCACGGGCCCGGCUCAUCCUCUCCUGUUGCUGCUGAAAUAACAAAGACAGCACAGCUUGUAACAACAGGGAUAAAUGUUACUCUGGAAUAUUGUUUCACAUGUAUUCCUUGGGUAAAUAGUGACAUUUCAUCUGAUACUGUACAGGUGCACUGCGUUUUAAGAUAUUCAUUAGUUUAUUUAGUUUUGUGAACAAUACUUUUUUAAAUAUAAUGAAUGAAAAAAGUCUGAAAAAAGUCAUAGAAUUUAUGUCUGAUUCCUGUUUUGUACAAUUUAGUAUACAAUAAGUCUUCAUUUUGUAUAUACCAGAACAUAAGUGGUAAUGUCUUGUUAGUAAAGUAAUAAAAUGUACUUAAAUAAAAAUCACCCUGCUGAUGUUUGACAUCAGACAAAUGGAAAUUACACAUUUUAUGUCAAACAAGACAUUUAACGGUUAAAGCCAAUUCAUUACUCAUGUAAAAAGGUUCUUGUGUGUAUAUAUAAAUAUUUGGUAAAGAUUUUGUAUAAGUUGAUUCUUUCUUUUCAUUUAAGCACUGUUCAUAUAUAAGCACUGUUAAAAUAUAUUUGAUAAUACAAUAA